AUGGAGGGCCAGACCUCGACUGCCGCCCCCGCUGGCAACUCCAGCGAUUUUGUGCGGAAAUUAUACAAGAUGUUGGAGGAUCCGUCAUAUGCCGAAAUCGUUCGUUGGGGCGAUGAGGGCGAUAGUUUUGUUGUGCUUGAGUGUGAAAAGUUUACCAAGACUAUCCUGCCUAAGCAUUUUAAACACAGCAACUUCGCUAGUUUUGUCCGUCAACUCAACAAGUACGACUUCCACAAAGUCAGGCAAAACAACGAGGAGAACGGCAAUUCGCCGUACGGACAGAAUGCAUGGGAGUUCAAGCAUCCAGAGUUCCGGGCCAACAGCAAGGAUUCGCUUGACAACAUUCGACGAAAGGCGCCUGCUCCACGGAAACAACCCCAGGUUCUCGACGACGCUGUCCCGACUCAACAAAUAGAUCUGCUGAACCAGCAGAUUGUGGCCCAGCAGCAGCAGAUCCAACAUCUCUCCGAUCGCUACGCACAACUUACGGUCGAUCACCAGCUGAUGUUGCAGGAGGUUCUGCGGGUGCAGAAGACGGUGCUGAACCACGAGAAUGUCAUCCACCAGGUCAUGACCUACUUACUCUCCGUUGAUGCCCGCCAACGGCGCGAUAGCAAAGCUCUCCCCGCCACCUUCCAGGCAUCCGGACCGGGUGGCUCGACCGUGAGCCCGUCGCAGGUCGGCCCGGGCGACGACACGCCUGCCACGCCGCUGCAGCAUGCCUCGAAACUCCUGAGCGACAUGAACGCGGAGAUUCAGUUCAACCUCACUAGCCUCGACACCAUCACCGACCCGCAAAAAGCGACUGCUGCCGUCUCCACGCCUACCCUGGAAAACGGCGCCCGGAUCGCUGCCGGGCGUCCACCAGCGUCCGCGGCCAGUGCCUCGGCGCUUGUAUACCCCAAGGUCAAUGGCGAACUCGAACCCGUGGUCUACCCUGUUGGUGCCACCAACGGCAUCGACCCCAUGUAUAGCGAGCAUGUUAGCAACGUUCCCUACCCUAUGCCCCCCAAGGAGGCGGCGGAACCAUCCGAGUCCCGCAGGCAGUUCCCCGAGAACCGGAAAAAGAGUACGAAUGUCGACCCUGGAUGGGUGCGAAGUCCCCACAUUCUCUUGGUUGAGGAUGAUGCAACGUGCCGUCAGAUUGGCGGGAAGUUUCUCUACUCGUUUUCUUGUGUCAUUGAUACAGCAUUCGAUGGACUCGAGGCUGUCAAUAAAAUCCAAGAUGGCUCCAAGUACGAUAUGAUUCUCAUGGAUAUUAUCAUGCCAAACCUCGAUGGUGUCUCUGCCUGUCACUUGAUCCGCCAAUUUGACCGAACCCCGAUCAUUGCAAUGACAUCAAACAUUCGAAGUGACGAUAUUCAACUUUAUUUCCAACACGGAAUGGAUGAUGUUCUCCCGAAGCCUUUCACCCGAAAGAGUCUGCUUGAGAUGCUCGAAAAACACCUGGCCCACCUGAAAACCAACUCCGCGGGUCUCGAGGCUACUUCGUCGGCAAGCGCCGUGACGAUGGCUGCGCAAAACUCGGCUGGCCAUUCCGUCAAGGAGGAUAGCUCACCAGGCCAGUCGCCUGCGGGUUCCAUGAGCAAUUGGCAAUCCCCCGGUCAGUUUCAGGGCAUCUCUACGAUCCAUCCGAAUGUACCAUCGGUGCAAGGCCAGUAUGUCCCGGCUGCUCAGAACCAGCCCUUGUACGCCAUUGACCAGAAUGGAAUCCAAUACCCGGCAAACCAGGCGGCUUUGAAUGCUGCGGCGGCAGCUGCGGCGGCAGCUCGACCGCAUCAUCGGCGACAGGUCUCAGAGAUGUCAAGUGCGGCAGACGGGAACACCAUGAUCAAACGGCAGCGCAUAUACCCGCACCAGCCACAGCAGAUGGUGAGCUCGGUCCAAGCCCGAAAUGGAUGA
This is a messenger RNA of Penicilliopsis zonata CBS 506.65, 1902 nucleotides long. RefSeq lists its product as hypothetical. The transcript has 7 exons. The record is from RefSeq and is a predicted model, not a curated record. Gene Ontology annotation, biological process: phosphorelay signal transduction system; regulation of DNA-templated transcription. The coding region runs from base 1 to 1902 and encodes 633 amino acids. Gene Ontology annotation, molecular function: sequence-specific DNA binding; phosphorelay response regulator activity; DNA-binding transcription factor activity. Lineage: Eukaryota; Fungi; Ascomycota; Eurotiomycetes; Eurotiales; Aspergillaceae.